CAAACGCCACGCCCACGCUUCAAGCAGCUAGGAUCAGCGGGCAUUGACGUGGAUACAUGGCAUUAGUUGCAAUAUGUGGAGGAAAGUGACGACACGUCACUGCUACUCGCUGUAGCCGACCGGGACACACCAAAACUUAGGGGGCUCGUCGACCGUUGUACCGGCGGAUCGCUCGAUAUCAACUACUACAAUCCCGAAUUGGGAUCGGCGCUUGAAUUGGCUGUAACUCUUGAAGAUGUUACGACCGUGGAUAUCCUCUUAGCAGGAGGUGCUAGCCCGUGGGCACCGCGUGGCUGCUCGCCUCCAAGAAGGUCGCCAAUCUUGGCUGCCAUUCAAACAGGCAACAAUUUCAUCUUCCAAAGACUGCUCAACCACGCCGGGCUUGGAGAUUAUGACGCAUCCUGCUCGGAAUAUCAUAUCCUGCUUGUGAAAGCUAGGAAUCACGGUUAGGUAGGCAUAGUUGAAGCCAUUUUGUCGCGCCGCGCUCAUUGGGCCGACAAUCUGAUAGAAUUCCUUCUUCAUUCCGCUGCUGGAGCCUGGCAUUCUCCCAUAGUCCGUUUGACGCUCGACGAAUUCGACUUCUCACCAGGCCAGCUAAAUCGCGCGUUGGACCGCGUUAUCGAUCUUCCCACCAACUUGCUUAACGAGCCGCCCUGUGCAGCCCAAGGCAUCGCCUUUUUGCAGCAGCAGGAGGCUAUCGAGUUGCUUCUUGAUGCUGGUGCAGAUUUGAAGAGUCUCAAGAAUCCAGUUAUUAGAACUGCUGCUCUGGUCAAUUUGGUAUUCGCCCUCAAUACGCUAUUGGAACACGGGGCCGAUGCCAACGAGCGUUGCCCUGAUAUAUAAACAACGGCUCUACAUCUUCUCGGCAGACCUGUCGGCGUUACCGGGGGGCCAAAACGCACCCUAUACGAAAUGGGUAUUCGGCUUUUAUUGGACCAUGGUGUCGACGUCAUGGCACGAGAUACGGCUGGAAAUACACCCUUGCACUAUGCUGCCUUUGGCGCCAAUGCGCAAGUCUUGCGUCUUAUGAUGAACAAGGUACCUGCGUUUGCUAGCCUGUUAAUCAUAAACUUGAAAAAUGAUGGUGGCGAAACCUUAUUGCACUGGGCCACUGCGGGCAAGAAUUAUGAGAUUGUUUCCUAUCUUCUCUCAGAAGGCGCCGAAGUCAAUGCUGUCAACGAUAACGGCUGGACGCCACUCCUAUGUGCCAUUGUGCCAUCACCUGCUACCGAGAUCUCUGGCCCCGGGUCCAAAUUACAUAUCGUAGUAGAAACCGCGAAUUUGCUUCUAGAGCACGGCGCAGAUGCAUGUGUUGGCUCAGCUGAAGGAUGGACACCAUUGCACUUGAUAGCGGCACAUACAGAUACUGGAGAGAGCGACCUAAUGACCGAGCUUGCUGCUGAUCUCAUUGCGAGGGGCUCCCCUAUGACGCAACGGGCUGCAAAGCAACCGCCAUUUGAGUUUACAAUCUCUGGCGGCUCUGACCUUGAUAACCUCAACGUUGGAAUAUGGGGUUCACGCGCCGCAACUUACGCGUCAGAAGGAGGAGACCCUCAUGUUGAGCUUCAAGCUGCGACACUGCUGCACUGGGCAGCGCAUUACGGUGCUGUUGGCACUGCAUCUGUGCUCAAGACACCUGGUGCGGAUAUACAAGCCAAGAAUUCUCGAGGUCACUUCCCAGGUCAUCUAGGCGUUGAGUCACGCCGUCUCAGCACAUCACGCCCUCAUGCAGAUAUAAGGCUGUUACAGCUUUUGGCUACAGAUGGCAUACCUGGACUUCAGUUUUACACAGAACUUGACUAGUUGUAAUAAAUAAUGAUGGAAAUAAAACUAAUGAUCUAUUUGGGUCUUCGUGGUCUG
Messenger RNA from [Torrubiella] hemipterigena, 1860 nucleotides. The record is from the annotation of a GenBank genome assembly. NCBI's taxonomy places the organism in Eukaryota, Fungi, Ascomycota, Sordariomycetes, Hypocreales, Clavicipitaceae.